This is a messenger RNA of Sebastes umbrosus (honeycomb rockfish), 1481 nucleotides long. RefSeq names its product MAX dimerization protein 4 (gene mxd4). NCBI's taxonomy places the organism in Eukaryota, Metazoa, Chordata, Actinopteri, Perciformes, Sebastidae. Bases 148 to 846 code for a protein of 232 amino acids. The record is from RefSeq and is a predicted model, not a curated record. Gene Ontology annotation, biological process: regulation of transcription by RNA polymerase II. Gene Ontology annotation, molecular function: protein dimerization activity; RNA polymerase II cis-regulatory region sequence-specific DNA binding; DNA-binding transcription factor activity, RNA polymerase II-specific. The transcript is spliced from 6 exons.
AGUUUGGAGACUCAGAUCUGAAUAUAGCAGCAGCACACACAUCGCUCUGAAAACAGUCUUUAAAACCUCCACUCCCUUUACUUCAUGACUUGUACAUUAGUGUAAAUAGAUACUUUCUAUUUUUAUAUAUAACAAGACAACAACAAGAUGGAACUUAACUCUCUUUUAAUUCUGCUGGAGGCUGCAGAGUACUUGGAGAGAAGAGACAGAGAGGCAGAGCACGGUUAUGCAUCUGUGUUACCAUACAUGAGCGACUUUUCCAGUAAGAAAACGAAAGCCUCGCCAAUAUCCAGAAAAUCUCAGAACAAUAGAUCGUCGCACAACGAGCUGGAGAAACACAGACGUGCCAAACUACGGCUGUACUUGGAGCAGUUGAAGAAGCUGGUGCCUUUGGGUCCAGACAGCACGAGACACACCACACUGAGCCUGCUGAAAAGGGCCAAGAUGCACAUCAAGAAGCUGGAGGAACAGGACAAGAAGGCGUUAAACACGAAGGAGCAGCUGCAGCGAGAGCACCGCUACCUCAAACGCCGCCUGGAGCAGCUUUCUGUGUCCGGAUCCGUCGAGCGCAUCCGCACCGACAGCAUGGGCUCCACCAUCUCCACCGACUCCGAGCAAGAGGUGGACAUCGAGGGCAUGGAGUUCACCCCUGGCGAGGCAGACAGUGUGGACAGCAUCAGCGACGUUGAGGAGGAGGAGUUGGAGGAGUUGGAGGAGUUGGAGGAGGAGGAGUUGGAGGAGGAGGAGGAGGAGGAGGAGGAGGACCACUACAGCCUCCAGAGCAGCUCCAGCGACACCAGCUACACAGCCACACAUUCCCACAGACUGCAGCCGCACCACUGUUAGACACCGCGCGGCCACCCAGCUUCCCUUCCCCUCACUUAUACCCUCCCCACGACCAUUUGCAAUCGCCAACGCCGCCCGCUACCUACAUCAGACCGGUCCACGACGGCGGUACACCCUGAACCUGUUCCUCCUGUCCUGGCCCCGGCUCUCCAGGAAGCAUAUGGGGCUGAAAUGCCACUCAAGCCUUCCUGACCCCCCCUGACCACUGACCCUACCUCACCCUACUGUAUCCUGCCUGAACCUGACUCGCCCGGCCCUCCCACUGCCCUCACCACCCCACACCUAGUGUCGCUGCAGGCUCAGAGCGAGCAAAGCAGAGUUUGUGCUUUUAAUGGGGACUUUCUUUAGUGUGGUGGAGCUUUGACUUGUUAAUCAGGGUUUUGUAAAGUGUGCGUUUAUGUGUGUGUGUGUGCGCGUGUGUGAGAGAAAGAACAAGCGAGGGAGGUUAAGAGAAGUCAAAAACAAUAUAUGUCAUCUCCAUGAGGCAAUAAUAUGCAGACGAGGCUUUGUGAUGUAAAAGGUAAAGCACUUCUGCAAUAUUUGCAACAUUUAAAGUUGAUUACAUCACACAGUAUCUUCCCUUUACACAAUACGAUUUACAGGAGUAGCUGUUCCUUGAAACGUUUUUAAAAAAA